Molecule: messenger RNA, 1108 nt
Organism: Owenia fusiformis
Lineage: Eukaryota; Metazoa; Annelida; Polychaeta; Sabellida; Oweniidae
Source: the annotation of a GenBank genome assembly
CAAUGUGGAAAUAAUGGGACGAUAUACACUUACACUAAGACUGUCCAGCCAUGAAGAUCAUCUUUGUACUCGCAGCCAUUCAGCUCUUACAGAUUAAGGGUGCCUUUGGACAGGCUACAGCUACGGCCGAUGUCAGCUGCCAAAAGGACGUGGAUGGCCAUCGAUCAAUUCACAUUCAACUGAACAAAGAAUCUGUUAAUAUUGCGGAAGCAUAUGCCUUCAACAAAAAAACGAGUUGUCCAUUCACCCUUGAUGCUAAUGGAGGUGCUACGAUUGACAUUGAUCUGGCACAGGGUCAUCUCUCUCAACAAUAUGAAGAUUGUGGUAUUGUCGAGGAUGCGACGGUUGGAGUGUCGAAUAUAUUCAAGUUUAGUGUCAUUUCGACCACUGUGCUGGCACCUAUUAUUGUUGCACCGACUACAGGAGUUGAGGUUUACGUCUAUGCAAUAGUCUGCGACUUUAAUGGUGUUAGUAAUACAGCUACGGUUAAUGGCAUAACUAUAGAAGAUAGCGCCCUCGCUGCUGGAACAGUUACCGUUGCCAACCCAAAUCCGACUCUACAGUUGCUCGAUGCAAGUAACAACGCUGUUACAAAAGCGGCUGGUGAGACGCUUGAUAUGGCCGCGAUUCCUUCUAUACAAAUUCAAGUGACCAUAGAUACGAGCCAAGCUGUAGGCGGUAUGAGGGUUGUAAAGUGCACAGCUUAUGCAGGAGCCGAUACGACAGGCCAAUCAUUGAGACUUUCUGAUAGAGAAGGAUGUGGUACGGAUCAGUACGCCAAUGCAAUAGGUAUUCCUGAGAAAGAUACUGGCCCUGUGUUUCCAGGCUCUGGCUACAGUGAUGCAGUUUCUGGCAAAUAUUCUGGCAACUCCAUUGCCUUCCCCGCCUUUAAAUUCCUCAACUCGAAUUCGGUGACCUUUGAAUGUGUUGUUAUCAUGUGUACAACUUCGGAAAUAACAGGAUCGAGGACUGGUAACUGUGAGGACCCAGCCUGCAGCACUGUUAAACGUAAGAGACGUCAGGCUGUGGAAACAGACUCCAGUGAAAUAAAAAAAAUCGCAUAUGCGACCUUCAACUUCGAUCUUGGUGGCUCUAAACGAGGACAAGG